Mesocricetus auratus (golden hamster) is the source of this 3437-nucleotide messenger RNA. It is a transcript of the gene Cenpi, whose product is annotated as centromere protein I. Gene Ontology annotation, cellular component: kinetochore. The record is from RefSeq and is a predicted model, not a curated record. Bases 259 to 2466 code for a protein of 735 amino acids. NCBI's taxonomy places the organism in Eukaryota, Metazoa, Chordata, Mammalia, Rodentia, Cricetidae. The transcript is spliced from 22 exons.
CGCCUUUGAAUCCUGGAGGCGGUCUUUGCGUUCUGGAGCCCGAGUGUUCAGACACGGAGGUUCUCAAGGCGAAGAGGCGCGCCACUGGGAUUGCGUUGCAGACACAGACAUGUUCUGGAAUACUGUGACCAGCCAGGUCUACCCAAGUAUAUGUGCUGCUGAAUAGAGCAUCCCGUCUGCCUUUAGGACUUAUGAGUCUUUUGUACACAACUUAGGCCUACUACAGGCCAGUCAUCUGAUUUUUUGCAAAGCCUGAACAUGUAUACAGUGAUGACAACUCAAAGGAAUACUAGAAGCUCCCAGCUACGAAACAGAAUUUCUCAAGGCAGUAAUAGUUCCCAGACCAAUCUCUUAGCCUGGAAGGUAAAUAAAGGGAAAGAAAGCCAUUCAGUGGAAGAUUCUACAUCUGCUGAUGAUCAAGCUGAAGAUGACUUGCAUAAGGCAGUAGAAUACUUUCAGAAAGGUCCCAAGAAAGCCUCGCUGAAUAAAGAUACAGUCUUGGAAAAACACUUGAAAUCUGUGGAAAAUGUGGCUUGGAAAAAUGGCUUAACUUCAGAAGCAAUUGAUGUUUUAUUAAGUGUGGCACUCAGUGGCAAGUUUGGGAAUGCUAUAAACACACGGAUAUUGAAGUGCAUGAUUCCAGAAACUCUCAUAUCUGAAGAUUCUGUGGUUAAGGCGGUGUCCUGGCUCUGUGUUGGCAAGUGUUCUGGUAAUACCAAGGUCCUUUUUUAUCGUUGGCUGGUUGCAAUGUUUGACUUUAUCGAUCAUAAGAAGCAAAUUAAUUUGCUCUAUGGCUUCUUUUUUGCUUCAUUGCAAGAUGAUGCUCUGUGCCCCUAUGUUUGCCAUUUGUUAUAUUUACUGACUAAAAAAGAGAAUGUCAAGCCAUUUCGUGUGAGAAAAUUGCUUGAUCUUCAGGUCAAAAUGGGAAUGCAGCCUCACCUCCAGGCUUUGUUGUCGCUGUAUAAGUUCUUUGCUCCUACUUUGAUUUCUGUAUCUUUGCCUGUAAGGAGGAAGAUCUAUUUUAAUAAUUCAAAGAAUCUUUGGGCUUCAGCUCUGCCUGCCAUGAAGCUAAGAAACCAAGGAGCAUUUCCAGAACCUCCAAAGCUGACAUUAGGUCCAACUAAGGGCUGCUCUCUAAAAAGAAAAUGGAGUUCUCACUCAGUUAUACCAGCACUAAAUUCUGCUAACAUAGGAUGUGGGGAAAAGAAGAGUCUCUCGGAUUUUCUUAGCAGUGAAAGAUCACUCCCACUAGAACAGCUUCAAAGUUUCCCUCAACUUUUACAGAACAUUCAUUGCUUAGAGCUGCCUUCUCAGAUGAUCUCAGUGCUAAACAACUCUCUGCUACUUCACUAUAUUAACUGUGUCAAAGAUGAUUCAAUCUUACUGAGGCUCUAUUAUUGGCUGAGUCAAACAUUACAAGAAGAAUGUAUAUGGUAUAAUAUAAAUAAUUAUGAACAAGAAAAAGAAUUUACAGACUUCCUGGACAUUGUCAUCAGGGUGCAAUGCUUCUUACAAGAGGGGUUUUACUCCUGUGAAGCAUUCCUGUAUAAGAGCCUGCCUCUCUGGGAUGGCUUCUCUUGUCGGUCACAGUUCCUUCAGCUUCUGGCCUGGAUUCCAUUCAGUAGCUUCUAUGAGGUGAAGCCACUUCUUUUUGACCAUCUAGCUCCUCUCUUCUUUACAUCAACCAUUUAUUUCAAGUGUAGUGUUCUACAAAGUCUGAAAGAACUACUGCAGAAUUGGCUGCUGUGGCUUUCUAUGGAUGCCCACGUGCAACCGGUGACAAGCAGUCCUCUGGAGACAACUUUGGGUGGAUCCAUGAACUCUGUGUCUCAGUUGAUUGAUUAUGUAGGCUGGCUGUCCAUGAUUGCAAUACGCUUGGAGAGCAACAGUACAUUGUUGUUGCACUUUAUUUUGGACUUCUAUGAGAAGGUGUGCGACAUAUAUAUAAGUUAUGAUCUUCCAUUACUGGUGUUGUUUCCUCCUGUGAUCUUCCAUUCUGCACUCCUAAGCCUGGAUGCCAGUAUCUUGAACCAACUUUGUUACAUUAUAUUCAGGUAUCGCAAUAAUUUGACAGCUGCAAAGAAAAACAACCUUUUAAAGAAGGAAAAAUCAGAGUUCAGUCUUAGCAGCAACAUCUGUCAAGAAUUUAAUUACUAUUUGACAGUUAUGGUUCAGUGCUUAUGGAUGUCCACACCAUUUGAAGGAGGAGUAUACAUUGAUCCCCAACUCUUAGAAAAUGCUGGAGUAACAGAGUAUAAAAACAGCUUAAAUUUAGUCCACCAUCCUUCUCUACUGAGCUAUGCAGCUUGCUUUUUGCUACAGGAAAGCCCAGAAGAAAGGACAAUAGACAUGAGCUAUAUUCGGGGGAAGACGUGGAACCAGUAUUUGGACUAUUUAUUUUCAGAGGGUUUUCAGGGCCUGAAACUUUUCAUAAAAAGUAGCAUCCAUCGUUUUUCUAUAUCCUAAACAGAGAACUAGUCCACAAUGGUGAACAGUAAAAGAAUGUUGACAUAAACAAACUGAGCAUGCUGAACUAAAUUCCUCAUUGCUAGAGAGGCCAAGUAGCUCAGCGUGAGUUUCCAUACCCAUUUCCCAAGCCAACUGCCAUCUUUAAGAAGUACUUAGACUGACCUGUCCAUGGCUCAGGAGAGCCUUGGUGUGACUAACUUAUUUUUUAGCAUUCAGAGUUUUAGCUUACUAAUGAAAAAUAACCUCUUCACAUCUGCUUUCUAGUGGGAAUUUUUAUCUGCUAGGUUAGUAGAAGAGAACAAGUAAUAUAAAGCUACUCCGCUGACAUUGUUAUGCAGAAUACUCUGCAAUCUCUGAAAUCUUGGGAACAUUUUCUGUUUUUCUUAUGUGAACACCAGUGACAGCACCAAGUUACUUAUAAUAGGACACAACACAUUCCCAAGAAGCUGAUGAUUAUCUGGGUAUGCACUAGCAGUAAUGUAUGAGGGAAGGAAGUGGGGAGAGGAUGAUGAAUUUUCUGGUUUUAUUGGCUUUGUUUCCUGAAACCACUAUGUUAUUUGAGUGUAUAUGUGUAUGUAUGUAGUUAUAUACAUAUUCAGAUUUUAAAUAUCCAGACCUAAAUAAACUAAUGUCAGUUUUACCUUCAGGAGUAAUUCUGAAGAUUAAAAAAAUCCAUUACAGGGAGAUUAUUUUGUUGAAAAUUCUUUGUACACUUUGUUUAACCACUACUGAACAACUUCUAUUUAGUACAUUCACAUGUAACAACUACUAAACAACUUCCAUUUAAUACAUUCACAUUGAGAAUAACAUCUGAUUUUUCAAUGGAGACUAUGAAAGCCAGAAGGAACUGAACAGAUGUUCUAAAAGCUCCAAGAGACCAGAGAUGCCAGCACAGACUACUAUACCCUGCAAAACUAUCAAUCUCAAUCUCCAAAGAAACAUUCCACAAUAAAAACAAAUUAAAGCAA